AUGGUUCAAGCUUUUGAAUGCUAUUUACACAAGCGAACACGCGAUCUCCUCACUACGCCUUUACCAUCAACAGGACUGCCACCACACUUUGGAACUACGUCAGACAAGUCUACUCCAAUUCACGUUUCAAAUCACGCCAUAAUGAUCCUAGUAAUGUUAAAUGGCAUGAAGACAGCCAUUCCAGUCGAUGCUCCGGCUGUGUACUCAUUUUCUGAAGCAGGCCUUAAAGGAGGGACAGCUGAUGAAUUAGCGGAACAGGUGAUCUCUGCCCUGGUUAAAACCUUGAAGCUUCCAAAUAAUGCUUUGUCAUCGUUGAUGGCCCAUCAAGCUGAUGGUCAGUACCAGUCAAGAAUGUUUCUUCAAACGUUGAAAUCAUCUACACAAGGGGACAACAAAGAGGACCUGCUAGCUGCUCAUGAUAUCUUUUUCGUUAUACCCUGGGAUACUGCCCACUGGAUGGAUCUUUGUAUGGUGGAUAUUCGUGAGAGUAGCGAGUUCUUACGGCGCUUCAUCAAAAGAGCAAACCAAUUCAAUACGAUGUAUGGCAGAGGAAAGGGGCAUGCUGAAUACCAGGGCGUUGCAAAGCAAAAUUCCUUGAAGGCUCAUGUUACUAAAGUGUACGCAACAACACGGUUCGCGAGUAGCUCGUUUUCACAGUUUGAGAGCAUAUACGAAAGUUAUGAAGCUCUAUGUAAAGCGUUUUCAGCGAUUAGAGAAACGGAUGAUGAAGACGAGGAAAUGAAGUAUAUGAUUAAAGGUCGGGAUUUCUGCCUAGAUCUGUGUGGAAUCAUAGACAUCCUGUCAAAACCUAUGGAGAUGAUGAUCAAGUCUCAAUCUUUGGAUCAGUACCUGUGGUCUGUUACCAAAUGGUGGCCAAAAGUAAAAGCCAUUCUACUAGCAAUGAAACGAGGUCCGACCGGUCAGCUAUCUGACAUUCGGAAAGUAACAGUACGAAAGCAACUAUUCCCAAAACUCUGGAAACAUUAUGAAGAUCUUAAUGAAGAAGAUAGCGUAGAUUGCAUUUUUAAAGGGGUUCAGUUAUUACCAGGAUGGAUGGUCGUGGAUACGGCAGAACAGGCCGACAGCAUUUCCAAAAAGAAAAGAAAAGUCAUUGAAUGGAGUGAAAGAACGGUGGAUGAUUGCUUAAAAGAUCUGGUUAUCCUUUGCGAGAAUGCUACAGAUGGAAUGGAUUCUAGAUAUGCCACAAGCGUCUCCGAAGCAGCACAUAUAUUGGGACGUUUACAUUUACCAGACGUCGUAUCCUUGGUACAAGGACUAAACGGCAGAUUCACUGCACGUCAAGUAGCUGCUCGUGAUGUUUGUGGGAAUGGGUUCCGCUCCUUCUACACCUAUGUUUGUUCCUUGGCCCACAUCAAACGAUUGGCAAAAGAAGAGGAGGAAUUGAAGUUGCUUCCAGCUCUAUCAUGCAAACCACGCGCAUCGUCAGUUCAAGGACGUAGUUUUUCAUGUUGUCUGGAUGGAUCUCGGCGGGUGCAGAAAGUAUUGAUUUCCACCUGAACGACCUGAAGAAGGAACACACAGUCAAGCACCGUUAAAGGAGUUCACAGUAAAGAGCGAAGAUCAAGAAAUAGAUGAAAAAUUCGUUUUCACUUAUGAUGAUAGUGUUUGCACUGCCAGAUUGGACCAGGCCAAGGCAUUCUCAACGUUUUAUACGAAUGAAGCAAUAUAUCAAGCGGCAGGCAAAGAAUUCUGUAUAGCAUUGGAUGUUGCACUGGCUAUGAGUGGUUCCGAGGCAGUUGUCGAGUCGUACUAUUCCGUGAUGAAUACGCAGUCGAAGGCAGGGGGUCAAUUGAAUGACACCCUCACCCAGCGAACAAACGUAGACUGGUGUUUCCCCAUGCCUUUACAGUGUGUGGAAACUAUUAGAGAGGCGGCGUCCCUAUAUUUGGACGGCAAUAAAGAGAUCGGACUACCACGUCAUCAUAUUCCAGUGUUCGUGGAUGAACGAGGUCGUGCUUUAAACAAGUAUGCACAUGGAAGCAAAGUCCUGAAUAGACUGGUUUCCAGUUCCAGAACUGAUUACUUUGUUUUAAAUGAAAAAGAUAGAGACUACAAAAAGUCGAUUUUGAAGUGA
Molecule: messenger RNA, 2095 nt
Organism: Paramuricea clavata
Lineage: Eukaryota; Metazoa; Cnidaria; Anthozoa; Malacalcyonacea; Plexauridae
Source: the annotation of a GenBank genome assembly